AUGACUGUUUUUCAGAACGUGUCCGUUUACCUGUAUAACGAACGUUGCUCAUGUCCGAGAUGCGAUAUUAAUAGCUGGGCUGCUUUUUCUUUCAAAGUACUCAGUAUGUUGUCGAUGUCUGGUUCGGCCUUUUGGAUUAUAUUCAAUGGCAAAUGGGUGGCCCAGAUCCUACGGUAUGGUUGGUUGGGUGUGGGUAGGGUGUAUACAGACCAACUGUCUAAGGUCGCACUACAAUGGCCUGCAAAUAUUCACCCCUGCCCGUAUUAUUUGACACUAUCUGGCCAGUGGUCCUUUCGGACAAAAGUUGAACAGGAUAUUGCGGAAACCCAGGGCACCGUGUGGAAGCUGUUUACUAAGUCAACACAAUUGAUUUUUGGAUUUAAAGGCCAAACGAAUGCUGUAUCACUCGGAGCAUAUCAGACAACCACUCCGGUGUGCAAAAAAUGUCGCACGUUCUUCCUGCGGUAUCGUAUUUACGGGUUUGUCCAAGUCAAGGUCAACGCUCCACGCCGCUGGUUCAUUAUCACAUAUGUGCUUGUGAGACAGCUUGAUUGUAAAGUACUGGGUUCCGCUGGUCCACAUCAAUACCACAAAGAAAAGGAACUUGUGUUGUGUCGUUGGCGGCUUCUUCAUGCACUUGCUCCAAGUCAUCGGAUAGAGUUCGAGAUCUUGUGUCCCCUUCCGUCUCCCCUGGAGGCUUUUCGUUAUUAUCGACUUCAUCAUCGGGAGUUGAAUAAGCCGCCUGUGUGA
Messenger RNA from Opisthorchis viverrini, 750 nucleotides. RefSeq lists its product as hypothetical. The record is from RefSeq and is a predicted model, not a curated record. Bases 1 to 750 code for a protein of 249 amino acids. Lineage: Eukaryota; Metazoa; Platyhelminthes; Trematoda; Opisthorchiida; Opisthorchiidae. The transcript is spliced from 8 exons.